AUGGCCCUUUUCUAUUCGAAUCACACCAAUCCCCAGGAGAUGUGGUAUGUCCUGAUUGGAAUCCCAGGAAAGGAAGAUUUGCACAUCUGGAUCUCCAUCCCCAUAUGUUUUAUGUAUGCUGUGGCUGUUGUGGGCAAUAUCUUCUUGAUCUUUUUGAUUAUGACAGAGCGCAACCUCCAUGAGCCCAUGUAUCUUUUCCUGUCCAUGUUGGCUUUUGCGGAUGUCCUCCUCUCCACAGCCACAGCCCCAAAGAUGCUGGCCAUCUUCUGGCUCCAAUCCAUGACUAUAUCCUUCGGUAGCUGUGUAUCCCAGAUGUUCUUCAUACAUUUCAUCUUUGUAGCUGAAUCUGCUGUCCUACUGGCCAUGGCAUUUGACCGCUACGUGGCCAUCUGUUAUCCGCUGAGAUACACCACCAUCUUAACCUCCUCUGUCAUUGGAAAGAUUGGCAUAGCGGCCAUGCUCCGGAGUUUUUUCAUCUGCAUUCCAUUUGUCUUCCUAGUAUACAGACUUACAUAUUGUGGGAAAAAUGUCAUUCCACAUUCUUACUGUGAGCACAUGGGCAUCGCUAGGCUGGCAUGUGACAACAUCACAGUCAACAUCAUUUACGGCCUGACUGUGGCCCUGCUGUCCACAGGACUGGAUAUAGUGUUCAUCAUUACCUCCUACACCAUGAUCCUUUGCACGGUGUUUCAGAUACCUUCCUGGUCUGCCAGAUUCAAGGCUCUUAACACAUGUGGUUCCCACAUCUGUGUUAUCCUUAUGUUCUAUGCCCCAGCCUUCUUUUCAUUUUUUGCCCAUCGCUUUGGGGAGAAAACCAUCCCUCAUCAUAUUCACAUUCUAGUAGCCAACCUGUAUGUGGUGGUGCCCCCUAUGCUAAAUCCCAUCAUCUACGGGGUGAAAACCAAACAGAUCAAGGAUCGAGCAAUUUCACUUUUUUCCUCCAUCAUCACAUUGUUAAAAUGA
Molecule: messenger RNA, 963 nt
Organism: Erinaceus europaeus (western European hedgehog)
Lineage: Eukaryota; Metazoa; Chordata; Mammalia; Eulipotyphla; Erinaceidae
Product: olfactory receptor 52Z1P-like
Exons: 1
Coding region: 1-963 (320 amino acids)
Biological process (GO): G protein-coupled receptor signaling pathway
Cellular component (GO): membrane
Molecular function (GO): olfactory receptor activity; G protein-coupled receptor activity
Source: RefSeq, a predicted model, not a curated record